AGUAGUCUGCACAAUAUGAAAUCGAUCGGUCGGCUCAACAAGAGGAAAGUUUUUGCAGAUUCUGACCCAGAAAAAGAAGAAGAAGCGAAAUCUCCGCCGAAAAAGAAAUCUAAGCGUUCAUCACGAUGCUUCAAUCAAAAUCGAACUCCCGAUCAAAAAACUCGAGAUUCUGCAGGAUUUUCCAAGAAUGUAUUUGUAGCUUCUUUCCAAUCAUUCUUCAAAAGAUCAAAAAUCUGGCCACUUCUGACUAUCCGUGGACCGUAUAUUCAUAUUGUGACCAGGCUUAGCAAUAGUUCGAUCAAAAAUCGUCCAUUCUACUGUCUUAUUCGCGAAAUCUUAGAGAAAGUUCAUGAAAGAACAUUAGAAUACAGGGACGUUGACAUUCCAAAAAUCACACAGCGAUCCGAUGUCUCAAAUAAGCCCCGAGUUGAGAAUGUGAUGGCCAUAACGGAAAAAAUGUGUCAAAAAGUGUUCCGAUUAAAAAAUGAAAAUGGAUUAUCGAUUGAUUUAUACGAAGACGGAAUGAUUGCGCCACUUCGAAAUGUUUUCUUCAAAAAAGUAACUAGAAUUCCAUAUGAUUCAAGCACGGAAAUUCGAGAUCGCCUGUCUACUCUCUGCCAGAAAAGGAAUAUUUAUGUGACAAGAGAAGAAUUAGAAGAUGGAAGAAAUGCGUUCGUACAAUAUUGUUAUAAUCUUUCACUAGAUUUAUUUCUACAUAUCCUUUCAACAAAUGUUAAUAAAUUCACUGGCAGUGUGCAGAUUCAGGCCUUUCGAACAUCUGAAGUUCACUCAAAUCUUCAAAUUCACACCGAUACGACAUGGUUCGGUGGAUCGGCUAGGCUGAAGUCAAUUACUUCGUCGACAUUAGAACGUGGACGUCCGCCUGCUUCAUUAUGGCUCACAAUCCCAUGUGAAGAAAAAGAGCAUCUUUUGGAGCAUGUAUUCGAGCAUGGUCUCAUUCAAUUGAUGCCAGACGGUGCUAAGACAUUUUUUGACGCUUGGAUGAUUGGGGUUCGGAAAAGAAUGAGAAAACGAUUGACAAGUGGAGAUUUGAGACAAGUAGUGGAGACCGUAAUGUCAGAAAGUUCAUACAACAGAGAAAUGACACUCAACGAUGAUCGAAUAGAGCAAUUCGUUGUCAAAAUGAUUGACAAUGUGCUUAACACAAAAAAACUUAAAAUCUUUGAUGGAAAAUGGAAGGACUUUACUAUUGAUCUGAUUAAAAAUAUGAAAGGAAACCCAUUCGGAGAAUUCCCUGAUUGCCAGAAAAUUAUUGGAGAUGUUUGUGAAAAGAUGAAACCAUCAUAUCUUUCUCAGCUAACUACUCUGUUCUCCAGUUCACCAUCCGAUCAGUCAAUGCUCGCCCACACUCUACUACAACUUCUUCGAUUCGUGGUGUGUCUCUCUUUGAACACUAUUCGACAUGCUUUUCACUUCCAUCGUGAAACGUUCACCGUCUCUUUCGACGGACAACUUGAUGAUGAAGUUACUGAUUUUGAUGAUUUCGAUCAGACAAUUUUUUGUGAGUCAUCAUCUGCCAACUCGUCCUGCUACCCAACACCACCAAUUGAACGUCACAUUUUGAGACCUCGCGUGACUCUACUACCAACUCCAACUCUUGUUUUUGUUCCAAUUUCGCCUGUAAAGAAUCUUCCGAGUGAUUUUAAUCCUCGAAUUCCUCCUCCUCAAAUUUACUCGUCACCUGGGCAAGCCUUGUUCAAUCCAACAAACCUCUACCCAACUCCACCAUCGUCACUACCGAAUACAUAUGUACCGAAUCAGGAAUCCUUCGAUGAGAGCGUGAAUCGAGAUAAAAAAUCAUUCAUUUUCAACAAUCACUCGAAAGCCAACUUCUCAAAUCCAACGUUAACGGCAGAAGUGACAGAAGAAGAACUUCUAAGUGCCCGAGCACUCCGAACACCGUCAGUUGUCAGUGGAUCAAUGCUUAAUCAACUGGAUGAUGAGGAUGGGGAUUUACCGAAGAAAUGGGUCAAUGCUUAUAAGCUAACGUUGGAAUGGAAUCAAGAUCUGAAGUCUGAACUGGAAAAAGUGAAAAAUCGCUUGGAUAAACUUUCAUGACAUAACCUUGUUAUUGAAUUUGUUUUGUUAUUUUCUUUGUUUGUUGUUAAAUUGUCUGUUAAUAUCAGUUCUAGCGUUCAUAAAUUUUUUGUUU
Messenger RNA from Caenorhabditis elegans, 2173 nucleotides. It is a transcript of the gene F59A3.2, whose product is annotated as SPK domain-containing protein. Lineage: Eukaryota; Metazoa; Nematoda; Chromadorea; Rhabditida; Rhabditidae. The record is from RefSeq and is marked reviewed. Bases 16 to 2079 code for a protein of 687 amino acids. The transcript is spliced from 7 exons.